Messenger RNA from Dreissena polymorpha, 1716 nucleotides. RefSeq lists its product as uncharacterized. Lineage: Eukaryota; Metazoa; Mollusca; Bivalvia; Myida; Dreissenidae. The record is from RefSeq and is a predicted model, not a curated record. The transcript is spliced from 6 exons. Bases 109 to 795 code for a protein of 228 amino acids. Gene Ontology annotation, molecular function: calcium ion binding.
GGGCCUAUUUAUUACUUUUAACUGCACAUUGAAUUCAUAUGUUGUUGUCUAGUGUAGAAAUCAAGUUUGACACACAGAUAAUAGGAGUUACUCAUUAUUGAUUGAGCCAUGUAUCUACCAUUAACCCAGAUAGUGAUCCUGAUUUCCCUUACAAAUGGACAUGUGAUAAACCCUGCGUUUUUCCCCCGACCCCCACACUUCCCCUUAAAUCACGAUGACCUUCAAGUGCCUACUGUGGUAUUGAAAAACAGAAGUUCGGUGAUCCCAACCAUGUCGGAGAUGGACAAACCGGGAAACUCUUUGAUCGACUCCAUCAAAAACACUGUUCAAAACAUCCAUCUCAAGACAUCGACGGACGGAGAAGGUACGAAACUUCCGGCUCAAAUUCGCGGCGUAACUAACGUAUGCAGCGUGAUCUGCCCGAGAUGGUGCGAGAAACAGAGCAGACCUGGGGCGAACGUCACUCACUGCCAUAUCGUAUGCGGCGAUUUGUGCGAGGGGCAGAUGCAGUCCAACAACCCCUACGUGGGCAACCCAUACUUCGAAGUUGUCGCCACCGACUUUGAGUUUGAACGGUAUGACACCGACGGGGAUAAGCGAAUUUCUGUGAACGAGUUUGCAGCAGAAGAAAACGUGCCUGUGGAAGACGCCCAGAAGACAUUUGACUUCUCUGACUUUAACGACGAUGGCUUCAUUGACGUAAACGAGUUUCACGGCGGUCCAUUUAUUUUCACAGUCCAAAUGGCUGCCGAAUUCUCCAACAUGGGACGCAUUGGGCAAAAAGCUGCUGCGUAGUUAAUUAAUUAAAUGCGUGUUGGUAUUAUUUUGUACAUCUUAUUUAACUGACGCUUUCAUAAAUAUUUGCUUUUUUAAGACCUAGAUAACAUUGAUUAUUGCAAUUGUAAAGUUAAAAAAAAAUCAUGACAUGUUGAAAGUUAAACUGAUGAAUAUUUAUAUUUAGAGAAAAUUUCACACCAAUUUGCAGAGUAGAAAAUGCCCUCAAGUAAAAAACAAAAGUCAACCAAAACCACAUAAAUUUCUUAUCGCUUUGAUAUAAUCUACAAAUGUGUGUGUACAUUAAAAUAUGUACAUAAAUGUUUGGUUCGAUCCUCACAUCGGAUUAUUUCAGUGGAUUUAAGCAUGACAACCGAUAAAUUAUUGCAUGCAAAGAUAUUUUUAUGAUUUUAAAUCAAGCAUUUUGUGCUUGUGCGACUUUUCUACAGAUUUUGUAUGUCCUUUUUGCUCAAUCAAAUUCUAAUUCCUCAGGGAUGACUAAAUUAAAAAUAAAAGAUUAUUUUGUUUUACUUCUAAGUAUCGAAUUAAUUAUGUUUUGACACUUGUUAAUAUACAUACAUUUUAAGAAAGAUCACCACAUAUUAAAAUAUUAUUGUAAGGUAUUGUUUAACUGCAAUACUUUUAUGCACAUCUUGAAUUGUAAUGUGUUUUUUGUUAUUCAGUUAACAUGUCUGAACAUAUGAUUAGCAACUUUAUAUACAGAAAACUGCAACAUUUAGGAUAAUCUCAAACAACGGCUAACGUACUGCAAGUACGAACAGAUACACGCAAGAAUAUUAUCGACUUUUCUUUGCAAAUUGAUUUCUAUGUGACAAAUGUUAUUAUAUUUUUUAUAUUUGUUUUAGAUAGUGUUUAUGUCGAUAUAUAUUUGAUGUUUUCUAAUAAAAAUUCAAAUGCGAAUCAUAAAAAGUAAAUGCCUAU